This is a messenger RNA of Eucalyptus grandis, 2310 nucleotides long. Its product is annotated as high mobility group B protein 15. Lineage: Eukaryota; Viridiplantae; Streptophyta; Magnoliopsida; Myrtales; Myrtaceae. Gene Ontology annotation, molecular function: DNA binding. The transcript is spliced from 7 exons. The record is from RefSeq and is a predicted model, not a curated record. The coding region runs from base 650 to 2074 and encodes 474 amino acids.
AUCCAUGUAUCCAUAUAUAUAUAUAUAAAUAUUAUAUACAAUAGAUAGAUGUGUGUGUAUUGCCUUCGCAACUCUCUCUCUCACAGUGUCAGAUGGAAAGCGAAGAAAGAAACUUUAAAUGAUUAUAAUAUAAUACUCUCGGAAUAGAGUACAAAAGUUAGAUAUCAUGAUAUCUUAGGAAUGUCAGACCAGGUAGUAGCCCAUGUAGCCCUGUGUUUUGACAAAUAGAUGAACGGGGGGAAAGAUAGAGAGAGAAGGGGGCUUUUUGAAUCAAGAUUUUGCAGGGGGCCUAAAAGGGUGUUUUCUUUUUAGCUUCUUUUUAAUGGUGGUGAUGGAUUAAUGAUGGAAAAAGUUUCUUCGUGAGCCGUGAUGGGUUGUUGAGUCGUUGCUGCUGCUUCUUCUGCUGCCAUUGUUACAUCUAUUGUACACUGAAGCAAUUCAUGGCCGUGACAGCUACUAAGCUGUACCACAUGCCUUUUUUCUCUUGGGCUUCGAAUCAAAUCACGCAAGACAACCCCCCUCCUCCUCCUCCUCCUCCCUCUUCUAACUGGGAGUUAUUAUUUCAGCUUUUGGAAGUCGUCGUUGCUCUCAUUAAGUUUGGUGGAGGUCGAUAUUGGAGCUUUGCUGCUUGAAGAGGAACCGCCGGCGGAUGGCAUCAACUUCUGGUGGGAACCAAAGUCCAAUGUCUCCAUUGAAGGAGCAAAUGCAGACCUCUGGAUAUCAUCCAUACCCUCCACCUCUUGCAGAGUAUGAUGAUGUUGUGGCAAGUCCUAGCCUCUUUAUGACUACUCUGGAGAAGCUCCAUUCAACUAUGGGGACCAAAUUCAUGAUUCCUAUUAUUGGGGGCAAAGAGCUCGACUUGCAUCGGUUAUUUGUUGAAGUAACUUCUCGCGGUGGCAUUGAAAAGAUCAUUAGGGAGAGACGAUGGAAAGAUGUGACUGCAAUCUUCAAUUUCCCCUCCACUGCAACAAAUGCCUCAUUUGUGCUGCGCAAGUAUUAUGUUUCACUGCUUCAUCAUUAUGAACAAAUUUACUAUUUCAAGGCCCGCAUUUGGACUCCUCUCUCUGCUGGAACUCUGCAGAGCCCCCCUGUGCCAACAUUUUUGGCACAACAGAUGGAAGCUAUGCAUCCUGCGCAAGAAACCAAAGUGCCAAUGACUCUGCAACCAAGGACAACAGCAUCGGACUUGCCUCGAGCAGGCACUACCUCACCUGCGAAUUCUCCAGUGGUGGGAGUUAUUGACGGGAAAUUUGAAAGUGGGUACCUAGUAACUGUUACAAUAGGCUCGGAGAAGUUAAAGGGUGUACUUUACCAAACGCCUCAGAGCGCUGCUGGAAAAAUGCCUCAGCAAUUCAAUUUCUCCAUCAAUAAUAACAAUGUAGCUGGAAGUUCUGGCAUUCAACGUCGGCGCAGAAGGAAAAAAUCUGAGAUCAAGAGGAGGGAUCCCGCACAUCCGAAACCUAACAGAAGCGGUUAUAAUUUCUUUUUUGCUGAGCAGCACGCAAGAUUGAAACCUCUCCACCCUGGGAAGGACAGAGAGAUUAGUAGGAUGAUCGGCGAACUUUGGAACAAGCUAAACGAAUCUGAAAGAACUGUUUAUCAAGACAAAGCGCUCAAAGAUAAAGAAAGGUACAAGAUGGAGAUGGAGAGCUACAGGGAGAGAUUGAGGAUGGGCCAGGUCGUCAGUGAUGCCGUGCCCCUGCAACAACGACUUCCCGAAUUGGAUGUGGACAUGGCAGAUGUGGAUGCAAAUCCUGAAGAGACUGAAGAGGGGAAUUCUCCCCAAACCCAAGAUAAUGAGAGUAGCACCGAUAAAAGCUUUUCUGAGGAGGAUGACAAAGACACUGAGAAGGAAUUGGAUGUGGAGGCUUCACCUGUAUGUGCUGCAGUCCUCGAGAGUAGCAAUUUGGAUGUCAAUGAGGCACAUCCUCAGAUGGAUGUUGCAAAUGUAGAGGAGGGUCGUGAGAAGCAGGACAUAGCCAUUGACAAUGUUGAAGUGGCAGAAAGCGUCAGAGAUGGGAUUGAAAAUGUCGAAGAUGUAGACAAAGAAAAAUUGGGCCAAUCUUCUAGCUGAAUGAUGAAUUUUUUUGCUUUGAAAUAUUUUCAGGGAAGAUAAUCGGCAGUGAUUUUUCAGUUCUAAUUUUCUUUAGUGGUUCUAAUGUUGUUUAGUGAGAGCUACAUGUUCCUUUGCAGAAUUAGUAGUUUUAAGUUGUGGUCAAACCUGGAUAGUUUUGGUCUUUGUUAGGAAGAAACUUCUCUUCACGAGUUGAAAUUUGAAUCGAGUAACUGUGCAUGUUCACAAAGACUGCA